GGGGUCAGGGAUGGGGAGGUCUGUCCAGGGUCCCUCGGGUCUCCCGUACGUGCCUUUGCUGGGGGGGGGGUGCCGAAUUCUUGGAUCGGGGAUCCAGGCGUCAGGUCUCGGGGAUUUGUGUCCUGGCCACGAUGUCCUUCCCUGCCCCACCUCCCCCCGACUCUGCACCGGGGAGGAAGCGGGGCCCGCGGCUCGGGAGGGGAAGCGGCGUAAUGACAGGGACGCGGGGAACCCUGCGGGGCCUGGGAGGGAGGGGGUGCGGAGAGCACGGGCACAAACCCACGCGCGAGCACGUCCGCGCGGACCGUGGGUCGCCUGUCCUUCCCCCUCCCGCCCCCAGUUACCUAGGGAACGUUGUCUCCGCGUUCCAUCCGCUAGGGCGUUCGAAGACCUCCCCCUCCCCCAUACAGAUGACGUCAUGGUCGGUACCCACCUCCCCGCCCGCCACCACCACCCCUCCCCCCGCCACUACCCCCCGCAGCCUUCGGGGCCAGCGGCUCUCGGACAGCGCGGACGGAGAGGGAGGGGAGCGGGGAGGGAAGAACGGAGAGGGGGCGGGGCGGGCACUGCUGCAGGGCGCGGGCGGGGGGGAGCCGGGGAGGGGCCGGGCUGUGCACCUGCGCCGCUUCGGCCUCAGCCCCGGCCCGGCCCGGCCCGGCCCAGCUAUGGCCAAGCCUCAGCGGACCCCGGCGCGGAGCCCCGACAGCAUCAUCGAGGUGAAGAGCAAAUUCGAUGCUGAGUUCCGGCGCUUUGCCCUACCCCGAGCCUCGGUGGGAGGCUUCCAGGAGUUCUCCAGGCUGCUUCGAGCCGUGCACCAGAUCCCGGGCCUGGACGUGCUGCUGGGCUACACGGAUGUGCACGGGGAUCUGCUGCCCCUCACCAACGAUGACAACCUACAUCGGGCGCUGGCGAGCACGCACCCGCCCCUCCGCCUGCUCGUGCAGAAGAGGGCAGAAGCGGAUCCCACGGGCAUGGCCUUCACCUCCAACUCAUUGCAACGCCGGAAGAAGGGGCUGCUCCUCCGACCUGCAGCCCCUCAUCGGACCCGCCCCCCACUACUCAUCAGCCUUCCCCAGGACUUCCGCCAGAUCUCCUCUGUCAUCGAUGUGGACCUGCUGCCCGAGAGCCACCGGCGUGUGAAGCUACACAAACACGGCUCAGACCGCCCACUGGGCUUCUACAUCAGAGAUGGCGUCAGUGUCCGCGUGGCACCCCAGGGCCUGGAGAAGGUGCCUGGCAUCUUCAUCUCCCGCCUGGUCCGCGGAGGCCUGGCGGAGAGCACCGGGCUCCUGGCAGUCAGUGAUGAAAUCCUUGAGGUCAAUGGCAUUGAUGUGGCUGGCAAGUCACUGGACCAGGUGACAGACAUGAUGGUGGCCAACAGCCACAACCUCAUCGUCACCGUCAAGCCUGCCAACCAACGCAACAACGUGGUGCGGGCCGGGGCGGGCCGACCUCCAGGCGCUCAGCCUGCUGCCUCCCUCCCUCCUGCGGAAGCUCCUGAGCCAGACAGCGAUGAGGACAGUGACCUGGUCAUUGAGAGCCAUAGGUUGCCUGGCUACCUCUCUCCUUGCCCUAAUGGAGUGCCUCUGGCCCCCUCCCAAUGGGACUUGCGCCCCAGUCGCUCACUGCCUGGCUCUCGAGGAUCUUUACAGUCACUGGACAGUCAGGACGGGGCCAGCCCUGCCCGGGGGGGCAGUCUAAGAGAAGAUGGCAGUGGCAGCACCCUAUAGUCUGGGAUUUGGCCAGCUGGACCCUGAGGGCCACUGUCUUCCCAGCCUCUGCUUGGACCAAUGGGACAUGGGAGAACAGCUCCUGACCUCGGUGCCCCUGCUGUCUCCUUCCGGGAGAGAGUUGUCUUCCCUGCCCUACUCCCCUUGGCAGCCAGCUGGGGAGCUGCCUUUUCAGGAGCCGAGGCAGUGCCUUUGCUCGCUUGCCCCUCCCCAUCUAUGAAAUAGUAAAGCUUUUUUAGAAAACCCUGGCCCUUCUCUGCUACUAGGGAAAGCACUUUGGGGGGGGGGGGUUGGAUCACUUCCCUGCCAAAUCAGGAAUGCCCUGAGUGGGCUCUGCCCGAAGGGGCCACCACUGGCUCAGGGAGAGGAAGGGGAAGGAGUCAGGAUGUCUUGUAACCUGCACUGCCCCAAAUGUCAUGGUCUUGCCAGCUCCUCCUUCCAGCCCUCAGGCUUUGGACCUCCAUGAGAGGCUCACCUAAAGCCUGAGUGCUGAGACUAGGAUGGAAGGUCAGAAAGGGGCCUGUGACUCCCUUAGGCUGUUCUCUGUGAGCAUGGGUCCCCACAGCUGGCAAGGAUCCUGAGCUUUGGUCUAGCUUUGAGGUAUGGGAGCUUUGGGUCUAGCAAAAAUAGCUGUUCUCCUGUCACCCCCCACCACCCCAAGCUGCCUGAUAUGGCUGAGCCCCAUCUCUAUGCCUCCAUGAUCACUUAGCUUGGCAUUUCUAGAGAAGCAUGAGAAAGAUGGGAGUCAGCUUAGGAAGGCGUCAGGAGUAAUUUGGGGUCACUGCUCA
This is a messenger RNA of Phascolarctos cinereus (koala), 2518 nucleotides long. RefSeq names its product par-6 family cell polarity regulator alpha (gene PARD6A). NCBI's taxonomy places the organism in Eukaryota, Metazoa, Chordata, Mammalia, Diprotodontia, Phascolarctidae. Gene Ontology annotation, cellular component: cell cortex; apical plasma membrane; nucleus. Gene Ontology annotation, biological process: regulation of cellular localization; establishment or maintenance of cell polarity; centrosome cycle. The record is from RefSeq and is a predicted model, not a curated record. Gene Ontology annotation, molecular function: protein binding.